AGAGCAGAAGAUUCAGCAUUAGACCAACUGUUUACAGACAGCGCAGAAGCAUCUAUUUUCCAGGCUGGACACAGAUUAUAUGAACAUGGAAAUAAACCAGGUCGACUCCUCUCAAGACUGGCAAAGAACAGAACUGCACUAGACGCUACACCUUCAUUAAGGACCAAUCGGGGGGGGGGGGGGGGGUGGAAUGAUUCACCACUAGGGAAAUAAAUACCAUUAGUGCUACCUGCCACUCUGCAGCUCAGACUUCAGCAAUAAUCCGGCUGACAUGCAAUCCUUUCUAGAUAAACUAUCUCUCCCAACAAUACAUGUAGGAGACAGAGGAUUACUAAGAAAUACAAGAGGCGGAUUAAAAGCCUUAACAAUGGGAAAUCCCCAGUUCCUGAUGGGUUUUAUAAGAAUUGUCAAGAUUUCUUAACGGAACCGCUACUCAGAAUGUAUACCAGGGGCAAACUCCCUCCCAUGUUAAACCAUGCUGAUAGGUAUCUCCUUCUUAAGAAAAACAAACCAGCUAUAGGCCUGUGUCUCUUAAUCAUGUGGCCAGAUCUUAUCCUUAGC
Molecule: messenger RNA, 561 nt
Organism: Coregonus sp. 'balchen'
Lineage: Eukaryota; Metazoa; Chordata; Actinopteri; Salmoniformes; Salmonidae
Source: the annotation of a GenBank genome assembly